Molecule: messenger RNA, 345 nt
Organism: Triticum turgidum subsp. durum (durum wheat)
Lineage: Eukaryota; Viridiplantae; Streptophyta; Magnoliopsida; Poales; Poaceae
Source: the annotation of a GenBank genome assembly
AUGGCGACCCUGUUCUGCGCGGCCGCUGCCACCUCGUGCCGUCUCGCCUUCCCGCUUGCCGUGCCGGCGCCGGCGCCAGGCCUUGGCCGCGGCCGGGCCCGACGCGGCACGGUGGCGGUGCGUGCGGAGGCAGACACCGCCGCUGCUGGGACCGGGAUAAACCCGGCCAUCCGGAAGGAGGAGGCCAAGGUGGUCGACACCGUCCUGGCCGGGGAGCUCUCCAAGCCGCUCACCCCGUACUGCCGGUGCUGGAGAUCGGGAACAUUUCCACUGUGUGAUGGAAGCCAUGUGAAGCACAACAAAGCAACGGGUGAUAAUGUAGGGCCCUUGCUUGUUAAGAAGUAG